AUUCAUCCUACAACACAAAUCACAAAUCUCUUGCUCCAACGAAAAUAUAAGACUUGUCCCAAGAAACUAAAAAAUCUCAACUCGUAUCUUGGAACAAAAAUUUCACUGAGUGUAAGAAGUGAACGAAUUAUGGCGUGUGCAUUGUCAGGAAACAGCUGCACAGUCACAAGCAGCAGAUUGGUGUUCAACAAGUACCGGAAUGAGCCCAAAAAGAGGCAAAGUUUGCAUUUGUUCAAAGUGAGAUCUUCUACUGAGGAUUCUGAUUGCAAUACUGAAGAAUGUGCACCUGAUAAGGAGGUUGGGAAAGUGAGCAUGGAAUGGGUAGCUGAGGAUAAUACAAAAGUAGUUGGUACAUUUCCUCCCCGUAAGCGGAGUUGGACUGGUUACAUUGAAAAGGACACUGCUGGACAGACAAAUAUAUACUCUGUUGAGCCAGCAGUAUAUGUGGCAGAAAGUUCAAUCAGCUCUGGAAAUAGAGGGUCAUCUUCUGAUGGAUCUGAGAACACUGUAGCUAUUACUUCUGGAUUUGCUCUGAUCUCUAUUGCGGCCGCUUCUUUAGUACUUCUACUAGUUGGGAAGAACCCUCCUGUGAUUCAAACAUCUGAAUACUCGGGACCAUCCCUAAGCUACUACAUCAACAAGUUUACACCUUUGGAAGCAACUGUGCCCACUGUAACUGAAACACCAGCAUCUCUCCAAACAGAAAGCUCCGCUCCAGAAGUUUCUCAACCUGAGAUUCGAUUGGAAUCUCAAGAUAUGUCCACAUCCAGCUCUAACAUUUCUUAGGUGGACAAAAUUUUUGUUUACAUAUAUAUGGUAUGCUGUAACUCAAAAACAUAUUUUGACUACUUUCAACAGUAUCAUAGUUGACGGUAAUGUCACUCUUCGAAACUGCACAUGAGAAGUUUUCCUUCUCAGAGCUCACAAAUAAAUCCAUGUUUCAGCAUUA
Olea europaea var. sylvestris is the source of this 949-nucleotide messenger RNA. RefSeq names its product protein MAINTENANCE OF PSII UNDER HIGH LIGHT 1. Gene Ontology annotation, biological process: regulation of protein complex stability. Gene Ontology annotation, cellular component: chloroplast thylakoid membrane. The record is from RefSeq and is a predicted model, not a curated record. The transcript has 3 exons. The coding region runs from base 130 to 786 and encodes 218 amino acids. Lineage: Eukaryota; Viridiplantae; Streptophyta; Magnoliopsida; Lamiales; Oleaceae.